AUGGCUCUCUUUUCUACCAGCAAAGCAUCAAUUGCCACCAAACUGGCCACUGUUACCCCACGAUCCGGAGGAUCACUUCAUAAAAUCACAUGCGGCUUGCAACCACGGUUCAAUUCAACUUCAGUGUUGACUGGGUUGAAAAGUAAACCUGAAGCCAAGGCCGCUCUCCCACCUCUGUCAGGUCUACCCGCCAGCGUGCUGCUUAGAUCACUCCUCAUUUCUGCCAUCUCUUCCAAACCAUAUCUACUUCGUCCUUCUCUGUCGAUAUUAUCCUUCCUUUGUAAGCCUCACAGAAAUCUCCUUUUUGAUGUGGAUAAAAAUGUGGCGCUGCAUUGGAUUAUGAAAUCGGUAUUCUACAAACAAUUCUGUGCCGGGGAAACUCAUAACGAGGUGAAAUCCACGAUCCGCCACUUCAAAGAUAUGGGAUUUCAGGGUACAAUCAUGACGUACGCCAAAGAGACGGUAUUUGAUCAUCGGACAAAUGCACAACAGGGUCUAGGCAUUACGCAGAAGGUGGGAGAGAAUGUCUCUGGAAGUACAUUUUGUCCUCAUAUCGAAGCCUGGAGAAAGGGAACGGUCGAUACAGUCGAGCUACUUGGUGAAGGUGAUUACCUGGCUGUCAAGUUGACUGGAGCUGGCCCGACUGUCACUAAUGCCUUUGCCGCAAAGGAACUGCCGCCAUCCCAGAUGAUUGAUGCACUGGAUGAGAUUUCUAUAAAAUGCAAGGAGCGAGGCGUUCGCAUAUUGGUAGACGCCGAGUCUCAGCAUUUCCAAUGGGGUAUUCUCCGCCUCACCAUGGAACUGAUGAAAAAAUACAAUGGCGACGGAUAUGCAUUGAUUUACAACACAUACCAGGCAUAUCUAAAGAGCACUCCCGAUACUUUAUCCAAGCACCUCGCUGUGGCCAACGAAGAAGGUUUCACCCUGGGGUUGAAAUUGGUACGCGGAGCAUAUAUCGCUACUGACGAGAGAUCUUUAAUCCACGAUACUAAGCAACAUACCGAUGAUGCCUACAAUACUAUUUCCCAAGGUGCACUGAGAAAAGAAAUAGGAGAAUUUGGACGCAAGGGAGGUCGUGCCUUUCCCUCUAUCAAUUUGUUUUUAGCCAGUCACAACAAAGCUAGUGUACUCGCUUGCCACCAGCUACACCAACAACGGCUGAAAGCCAAAUUGCCUACAGUGCCAGUGGGCUAUGCACAGUUGCACGGCAUGUCCGACGAAGUAAGUUUUAGUUUGCUACAAUUAAAGGGCCCAGAUGGGGAUCCGAAAGUAUACAAGUGCUCUACGUGGGGAGGACUGGGAGAGUGUCAAGCCUAUCUACUUCGGCGGGCGAUUGAGAAUCGGGAUGCGGUCUUGAGGACAGGGGAUGAAUAUCGGGCACUUAAGGCAGAAGCUGGGAGAAGGCUGAAGUCGGCUGUUACUUUUUCUACGUAA
Talaromyces rugulosus is the source of this 1434-nucleotide messenger RNA. RefSeq lists its product as uncharacterized. Gene Ontology annotation, cellular component: mitochondrion. The transcript has 2 exons. The coding region runs from base 1 to 1434 and encodes 477 amino acids. The record is from RefSeq and is a predicted model, not a curated record. Gene Ontology annotation, molecular function: proline dehydrogenase activity; FAD binding. NCBI's taxonomy places the organism in Eukaryota, Fungi, Ascomycota, Eurotiomycetes, Eurotiales, Trichocomaceae.